This is a messenger RNA of Cyprinodon variegatus (sheepshead minnow), 774 nucleotides long. It is a transcript of the gene ucmaa, whose product is annotated as upper zone of growth plate and cartilage matrix associated. The transcript is spliced from 5 exons. Gene Ontology annotation, biological process: regulation of osteoblast differentiation; embryonic skeletal system development. Gene Ontology annotation, cellular component: extracellular matrix. The record is from RefSeq and is a predicted model, not a curated record. Lineage: Eukaryota; Metazoa; Chordata; Actinopteri; Cyprinodontiformes; Cyprinodontidae. The coding region runs from base 59 to 460 and encodes 133 amino acids.
UCAAAGUCUGAUAGGAGUGCAGUUCAGUCUUGCAGAGAUCAGGCUUUUCUCUCUCAGAAUGUCUUGGGUUCGAGUACUCAUCUUGUCCUUGCUCUUCAUCCUCCUCAUCAUCGCCUCUUCUAGUGUGGUGAAAAGUGCGGCAGUGCGGGACGACCCAAAACCUCCGAAUGCUCAAGAAGCCGCACGGCACGUAUUCAUGGCCGAAUCAGACGCCUCCAACUUCUUCAAACGCCGCAGUCGCCGUUCCCCCAAGUACUACGCCGAGCUCCAAGCCGAGCAGAGGAUGAAGCGAGCUGCCAGCGAACGAAGGAGAGAAUACAACGAGGAGCAGAGAAAUGAACAUGAGAACUAUGUUGAAGAGGAUCGUGAUGAAAUAAAUGAGAGAACAAGAGAGAGGAGCGAGCAGCUGCGAGAGUUUCACUACGAUGGUCUCUUCCCUCGAUAUUACUGGUAUCACUGAGCGAACGCCAUCCCAUCAAGAUUCUCACAACUUCCCUUUCUAGCACCAUAGUGCCAUGGACUUUAUCCUAUAUCAAAGGGAAAUGUCUAAAAGUAUCAUAGCAAAUGCUAAAUUUUCUUAUCUAUGUGUAAAAUAUUAUUUUUUUCAUAUAUUUUCAUAUAUUCAUUUAAAGCUCAGUUUUUCCAUGGGGAGCUAAAAGUUUUGCAUGCUUUUUUUUUAUUGUUUUCAUUUUUACAUUUUGUAGCAUUUAUACAUAACCUUGUGUAUGCACAUUUUUUGCAAAGGAACCUCAAGUUUUGAAGUUUCAAAUGAAU